Messenger RNA from Ruditapes philippinarum (Manila clam), 2261 nucleotides. Its product is annotated as interferon-induced protein 44-like. The record is from RefSeq and is a predicted model, not a curated record. Bases 14 to 1450 code for a protein of 478 amino acids. Lineage: Eukaryota; Metazoa; Mollusca; Bivalvia; Venerida; Veneridae. The transcript is spliced from 6 exons.
UAGAUCUUGCAAAAUGGGAGGAAAGUUAACAGACAAAGAUAUGGAUCAGCUAGAACAAUGGAUAGGUACAGGUCCUAAAACAUUUACACUUCUCUACGCAAUUACGAGAGAUGGAUGUAAUGCUACAACGUUCCACCAGAAAUGUGACAACCAGGGACCUACAGUCACAGUGCUGUAUAAUCAACAAGGAUCAGUGUAUGGUGGUUAUGCUCCCGUCAGCUGGAACAGUACUAACCAGUAUAUCAACAACACUUCCGCUUUCCUGUAUCAGCUACGAUUUAGUGGAAAUGAGAAAACUACAAAAUUUCCAAUAAAAUCAUCACAUUAUCAGUAUGCUCUCUACUUUCAUCCAUCUUACGGUCCAACAUUUGGUUAUGGCCAUGACUUAAACACUUUUACAAUCACAGUGAACAGCUCGGGCACUUACUUUGCUCUAAAUGGUGGCCUAAGCAUUGGAAAUACUUACGACAACAAGGGUUUAACUGCAAACGAUAUCAAUAAUGGCAAUUUGAACGUCACGGAGCUAGAGGUCUACAAAGUUGACUAUGGGACAAGACCAAGCAAAGUCAAGAAGGAGGACACGAAACCAUGGCGAAUGACUAAAAGCUGGAAUGAACAGUUUCUGAACGAGCUAACAGAAGAAAUUGUUUCCUUCAAACCAAUCCCUGACCUAAAGGUGAAAGAUGCCCGUAUUUUAAUUAUUGGUCCUGUUGGUGCCGGGAAGUCGAGUUUUUUCAACUCUAUCAAUUCGAUAUUUCAAGGUCGAAUUACACAGAAGGCAUGUAGUGGUAGCGCCGAACAGAGUUUGACAACUGCCUACACCCCAUACAAGGUAAAAGUCAGGUCAGGGGCGCCACUUAAUUUCCGAUUAUGUGACACACGUGGUUUAGAAGAGUCGCAGGGUCUAGAUGUUCUCGAGUGUAACUAUCUGCUUGAUGGUAACAUUCCAAACUACUAUCAGUUCAACACAAACACCCAAAUAACACCUAAAACCCCUGGUUUCAAGGCAAAUCCUACUGAUAACGACGUAAUACAUUGUGCAGUAUUCGUUUUGGACGCAACCACGUUAGAAGUAUUGUCUUCAAAGAUAAUAGAGAAAAUGAAAGGAUUCCAAAAUCUGAUGAAUCAGAAAGGAAUCCCGCAAAUCAUUUUACUUACAAAGAUAGACAAACUCUGUAAAGAAGUUGAGCAAGAUGUGUCAUUGGUAUUCAAUAGCCCGGAAGUGCAGCAACACGUGGAUAAAGCCUCACAAAUUCUCGGACUUCCUCGUGCAAAUGUACUUCCGGUGAAAAAUUACGAGAAUGAGCUAGAGCUUCAUGACAACAACAGUAUCCUCCAAUUGCUGGCACUGCGGCAGAUGUUAAACUUUGCACAAGAUUUUCUAGAUCAUCUGUUGGACAAAAAAGAUGAUGAACAAACAGAAAUGGAAAAGCUAAAACUUGAUCAGUAAUGGACAGAGAUUAAACACAACAUGAUAUAUAAAGACAUAAAUUAAAUUAGAUUUUUAGAGUUAUUACUAUAACUAGACUGUCGCAUUAUAUAUAAUGUAUAUUUUGCUUCCUAAUUAUCCUUUUCAUUUGUCCAACUCUGUGUAUAUACAUGCAAAUUAUUUUUUCAUAAUCUUUGUUGUUGUUUUGCAGUUAUAUUGUGCUACUAUACUAUAUAUAUGAUUUAUUUUAUACUAAUGGUAUGUUAUAUGCAGUGUUUAACCAUAAAGUUAACCAAUCGAAUAGUUGUUUUGGUGCACUAAAUGAUAUAGAUAAGCAUAUUGUGACAUUGUUAAUUAGAUGGUCAGCAUUCCAAGGCUAAAACUUGACUUGGUCAUCUUUUAGUCUCACAGGUACGGUUUAAUUAAACAAUUAAAGUGACAUUAUGCUCGUACUUUCAUUGUGAAGUAAAGCUGACUUAACAAUAUAUAAUUCAUAUAUUUUAUAAGUAUUUCAAAAGAUGAUGAUAAUCAGUUGGUAUUAACAAAGUUUUAGGAUAAAUCAUAUUAAAUCUGCCUAGAAUAUAAAAGAACUGUCCCGCUCUUUUAUUAAUUGAACGUUACUCCGAUGGAUAUUUAUGGCCAUGUGAGUUAUUUAUCGUUCGAGUGAAGUAAAAGGAAUUAUGUAAAAAGUUGAUCACUAUAUAAUCUUUGGAUGGACAUAAUGUCACUUUAAAUUGAAUAUUUCUUGAUAAUUAGGAACAUUAGAUUUUGUUAUAUGCUAAUAAAAUCUUUGUAGGACUGUAUAGAUAUUCAAUACAUUGAUUGAAAACUA